Perkinsus marinus ATCC 50983 is the source of this 744-nucleotide messenger RNA. RefSeq names its product Histone H5A, putative. Gene Ontology annotation, biological process: nucleosome assembly; chromosome condensation; negative regulation of DNA recombination. Gene Ontology annotation, cellular component: nucleus; nucleosome. Bases 19 to 534 code for a protein of 171 amino acids. Lineage: Eukaryota; Perkinsozoa; Perkinsida; Perkinsidae. The transcript has a single exon. The record is from RefSeq and is a predicted model, not a curated record. Gene Ontology annotation, molecular function: double-stranded DNA binding; nucleosomal DNA binding.
UUGUUCCCUUAGUGAACAAUGGUUAGAGCAUCUCCGAAAAAGGCACCCAACCCUCACCCAACCUACAGCGAGAUGGUAAGGAAUGCCCUCUCGACUUGUAGGGGAUUUCAGAAGAUGAGCCGCCAAGCGGUUUCCGCUUUCAUCAAGUCCAACUAUGGUGUUGACAACAGAACCGCGUUGAACAAGUCCCUCAAGGCCCUUGUGGAGACGGGCAUCGUGUCCCAGGCGAAGGCUUCUUAUAAGUUGGCGGCAGGCCAAAGGCCGAAUGCAACUACCCCAAGCAAGCCCGUGAAGGCCCCCUCGAAGCCUAGUAAGGCCCCUCCUAAGAAGGCGGCGGCCUCUCCCGCCAAGAAAAAGGCCACUUCCAAGGCUUCUGCCAACUCUAAGAAAGUAUCACCGAAGAAGUCUUCCAGUAAAGGGAAGAAGGGGCUCCCUACAAAGAAGGCUGUUACUCAGAAGAAGGCCUCGACUAAGAAGACCUCAGCUGCAAAGAAGAAGACUGGCAAAGGAGGCGGCAAGUCAGGCAGAUCUUAGAUGCCGCAUGUACUCCCUUAUGCAGACCAUAGUAUGUUAUAACGCUUUUUGAUAGUAUGUUCGAGUACCCGUAUUUAUCACUGUGACCCAAUGCAAGCUGGUAUAGUAGGCGAUGGCGAGCCAAGAAGAUGAAGAACUAUUUGUACCACUCUAUUAUCAUUACAACCCUCAAUGAGGCUAGCUGCUACCACUAUUCAAACUACUAGUUAU